UCUCUAUAUUUUUACGUCACGAGAAUAUUCACGAUGGAUCGCAAAAACAAGAAAGUCUACAAAAUCGUAUUGACCGGAGGCCCUUGUGGUGGUAAGACAACAGGACAAUCAGAACUAUGCACAUUCUUUGAAAAUAUAGGAUGGAAGGUUUACAGAGUUCCAGAAACUGCCAAUGUUCUAUUGAGUGGAGGUAUCAAAUUUUCGGAUUUAAGCGAAGAUCAAGUCGAUAAAUUUCAAGAAAAUCUUCUCCAAAGUAUGAUACACAUAGAAAAUACGUAUUUUGAGCUGGGAAAAUCAUGUGAACAAAACUGUCUGAUCAUUUGUGACAGAGGUGCUAUGGAUGCUGCUGCAUAUAUAUCUAGUCAUAAAUGGGAUCGGAUAAUGAAAAAAAACGGUUUGAACGUGGUUGAAUUAAGGGACAACCGUUAUGAUCAAAUAAUUCAUAUGGUGUCUGCUGCAUGUGGGGCUGAAGAAUUUUAUACAACCGAGGAUCAUACGACCAGGAGUGAAGACGUGGCUCUGGCUAAAAGUCUAGACGUCAAAGCGUCAACGGCAUGGAUUGGACACCCAUACUUUGAUGUCAUUGAUAAUUCGACAAAUUUUGAAAAUAAAAUACGCAGAAUGAUAGCCGCUGUUUGUCAGAAAUUGGGCAUAAACACUGAUGAUACAUUGGCAACAAAUUCGAAAAAACGUAAAUGGUUAGUGAAGUACCUGCCUAAUGAUGAGGUGUUUCCACCGUUUCAAGAUUUUGAGGUCGUGCACUACUACUUGCAGACAUACACAAAAAACAUGCAAUCUCGCUUACGAAAACGAGGACAAAAAGGUCAUUGGAAUUAUACACAUACGCUUCGUAAGCCUAAGGUCCAAGAACAAGUAGUAGAAAUUAAAAUGCAGCUCACUCACAGGAGCUAUUCAAAUCUGUUGCCACUGAAAGAUGAACACCACUACCCGAUAUAUAAAACAAGACGUUGCUUUAUACACAAAAAUCAGUAUUUCCAGCUGGACAUUUAUCGUAGACCUUGCCAUAAAAGGUGUAAAGGGCUAAUAUUACUUGAGACGCAUUCCGUUCUUGGAGAUCAAGAGCUUCUUGAACGCUUACCGACAUUCCUAGACAUUGAAGCUGAGGUUACUGGUUGCGCAGCUUAUUCAAUGUUCAAUUUGUCACUUGUUGAAGACUGGGAAAAAUCAAAUAAAUUUUGUUUCUAG
This is a messenger RNA of Rhopalosiphum maidis (corn leaf aphid), 1206 nucleotides long. Its product is annotated as TRPL translocation defect protein 14-like. Gene Ontology annotation, biological process: photoreceptor cell maintenance. Bases 34 to 1206 code for a protein of 390 amino acids. The record is from RefSeq and is a predicted model, not a curated record. Lineage: Eukaryota; Metazoa; Arthropoda; Insecta; Hemiptera; Aphididae. The transcript has 10 exons. Gene Ontology annotation, molecular function: phosphatidic acid binding; phosphatidylinositol binding; GTP binding.